AUGCAGUGUUGGAACAUUAGAGCUGUGAGCAUGUUUGCCCGUAAUUUGGAGCCAAGAAAGGUUCGUGGGCCUACUUUACUAAAAGAUAUUUGGAAACUUCCUCCGGGGAAGGUAGUUGAUAUGCCGUUUAAUAAUCGUAACCAAGCUAUUGGGGAAAAAGGUCGGAAGCUUGCUAGCUUUCUAGGAAUCAUUGCGAGAACUCCAGAACUAACACCUUUACAUGUAGAUGAUUGGAGAAAUUUUGACAAGGAGGAAAAGAAGAAAUUGGUGGAUUUUGUGAGGAAGAAGUUCUCUAUCCCAAGAAGAAGAGAAGCUUAUGUCCUAAAGUCACUAGGAAAGAAAUGGAAAGAUUACGAGUGUGAGUUAAAAGAUAAAGCUAAGAGGCGUUCCCAAGCAAAUAGAAAUAAUAGGGCCAAUCAAAAGAUGCCUCACAUAGGAGGAUCCAAAAGAAUUGCUACCUUGAUGGAUGAGCAGGAUGUGAAUGGGAUAGAGCCUACACGAGCACAAGUUUUUAUAUUAACUCAUAUAAAACGUAAGGAUGGUAGACCACUGGAUGAUGAUUCUGUCAAGGCAAUUGAAAUGAUAAAUGAAAGGACGAACAAUAGUGAGAGCUCUAUUGACCAACCUCCUCGCGUUGUUGCUUGGGAAGGCGAUGUGUAUUCUCAGGUGUUCGGAAAUGACAAAAGUGGAUAUGUUCGUGGUUUAGGACUUGGUCCAACUCCUUUUGGUCUAUGGGGUAGUAGAUCUUCCGUGGAAAAUAUUGUUGGAGAGGAUUCGUCUAAUGAAGCUGUCCAAAGAUUAACACAAGAGAUAACCGAGUUAAAGGAUAAACACAAUAAAGAAAUGAAUCUGAUGAAACAAAAUCAGGAGAAGAUGCAAUCAGAAUUACUCGAAAUGCGACAAUUGAUGCGCAAAUAUGCUUCUAAUGAAUCUAUGCCUCAAAAUAUCAAUGGCACCUCAAUUGAACAGUGGCCAUGA
Messenger RNA from Nicotiana attenuata, 978 nucleotides. RefSeq lists its product as uncharacterized. Bases 1 to 978 code for a protein of 325 amino acids. The record is from RefSeq and is a predicted model, not a curated record. The transcript has 8 exons. Lineage: Eukaryota; Viridiplantae; Streptophyta; Magnoliopsida; Solanales; Solanaceae.